Messenger RNA from Clunio marinus, 2346 nucleotides. The record is from the annotation of a GenBank genome assembly. Lineage: Eukaryota; Metazoa; Arthropoda; Insecta; Diptera; Chironomidae.
AUGAUUCUUUCAUUUUCUAUGUCAAUGGGAGGUAAAUGUGGUCCAAAUGAACAUUUUGAAGUCUGCGGUCCAGAUUGUGGAGAUUUAACAUGCGAAAUUCCGACUUAUGAUUUAAAAUCAUGCUCAACUAAUUGUUCAUCUCAAUGUUUCUGUAACGGAGGUUUUGUCAGAAACAGUGAAAAUGUUUGUAUACCUAAAGAUGACUGUCGAAGAGUUCCUUGUGGUCCCAAUGAAAUACGUUUUUGGUAUGGUCCUGAUAGGUGUGAAGCAACAUGUCAACAACCUGCUCCAUCUAUUUGUUUCACAAAGGAUAUCUUGAUUAAAUGUAUUUGUGAAGAAGGAUUUAUAAGAGAUAAUGAAUUUCAAAGAAAUUGUAUUCCUAUAGACUCGUGUUCCUCAGAAACAUGUGAAGGAGAAAAUGAAUUUUACAACACAUGUGGAUCAGCUUGUGGUGAUCUUACUUGCAAUAAUUAUAAUAAUCACUCGAUAUGUGAUAGAGAAAAAUGUACAUCAGGUGGUUACUGUAUUAGCGACUACGUAAGAAAUGAUCAGAAUGUUUGUGUGCCAAGAGACAAAUGCCCAAUCAUAUGUGGUCCUAAUGAAGAAUUACUUCCCAAUGCACCAGCUGAUAAGUGUGAACCGACGUGUCAACAAAUUAAUGUACCUCAAUGUUUAGACUCAUCAGUUAUUGAUAAAUGUGUGUGCAAAGAAGGAUUUGUUAGAGCUACCAAGUUUGACAGGAAUUGUGUUCCUAUAAGUUUAUGUCCAUUGAUUUGUAAGGAUAAUGAGAUUUUUACACGAUGUGGCUCAAGUUGCGGCGAUCUAACAUGCGAUGUACCAAAUCAAAGUGAAAUGUCUUGCAAUGAAACUUGUGUCGAAGGAUGCUUCUGUAGUCCAGGAUAUGUUAGAGAUUCAGAUGGAAAAUGCAUUCAAUGCCAAGAUUGUAAAACUGGUCCAUGUUCUUGCGGGGAAAAUGAACAUUUUAUAUCUUGUGGCACUAUAUGUUCUGAUUCCUGCGACCUUCAUGGUUUACCAAGAACUUGCAUAGACACCUGUGUGAAUAAAUGUUUUUGUAAAGAAGGAUUUUCAAGGGAUCGCAAUGGCAACUGCAUUCCUGAACAUGAGUGUCCGAAUUAUUUUCUUGAUAAAGCAUGUGGUAGUAAUGAAGAAUUACUUCUCGUUGGACCAGCUGAUGAAUGUGAACCAACAUGUCAAAAACUUAUUGUUACUGAAUGUUCCAAUUCCGGUGUUAUGAAUAAAUGCGUGUGCAAAGAAGGAUUUGUUAGAGAUAAUAACUUUGAUAGAAAUUGUGUUCCCAUAGACACAUGUCCAUCGACUUGUAAGGCUUUCGAAACAUUCACCGAAUCUGGGUCUGGUUGUGGUGAUUUAACUUGUGAAAUUACAACUUUAGAAAGAUCACCUUGUCUUAAAUACAAACAGAAAGGAUGCUUGUGUAAUGCAGGCUAUUUUAGAAAUUCAGACGGGAUAUGCACUCCUUGCAGUGAAUGCAAAAAUGGAAGAUGUUCUUGUGGACGAAAUGAAAUUUACACUUUAUGUGGCAGUGCUUGUCCUAAAACAUGUGAAACACUUGGAAAGAAAAAUAAUUGCACAGAGCAAUGCAUUGAAGGAUGUUUCUGUGACAAAGGAUUUGUCAGAGGUCCGUAUGGAAAUUGCAUAAGAAAGAGGAAAUGUCCGCAAAUUGAAUGCGGUCAAAAUGAACAUUACGAAAGAUGUGGUAGAUAUUUAGAUGAUUUGAAAUGCGAAGAGAGACAAUCCAUUAAUAUUAAAAUUUCUCCACCACGAAAAUGCAAUCCAAAAUGCUAUUGUGAUGAAGGUUUUUACAGGAAUGAUGAAGGAGUUUGUAUUCCCUGGAGUGAAUGUCCAAACGCUUGUGGACCAAAUCAAGAACUUUAUUUUCCAUAUACUCCGUGCGAAGGAACAUGUUUAGAACCAUUUAGAACUGAUUGCGAUAAAAUUGGUUCUACAGAUAAAUGUGUUUGCAUAGAAGGAUAUGUCAGAGACAACCAUGUCGAUAAAAAUUGUAUCCCUUUGUCUUUUUGUCCACAGAGAAAGGGGGCUAGCCUUUUAAAUUUCGAACUAUUUGGCAAGCUUCCAUAUUUUCAGGAAAUCAUUAGCUCUAAUAACCUCCAACACGUAGUUGAAUUAUUUGAAAAUGCAAAAUUAGUGACUAUGAAUAGGUCAGAAAAAACUCCUAUUAAUAUAUUCGUACCCAAACCUAAUGAUACAUUGCAUAAUUUAUCGUAUUAUGUGUCGAACUAUAAUGCAACGUAUAAUGUAUCAAAAGCGUAUUUUGAUGAAUUAACAUCUGAAUUUAAACCUUUUUAA